AAGUAGAAACUAGCAGCCAUGCACCCCCUUUCUUGACUUACAACCCUAUUCUAUACUCUUCUAUAUAAACCCCCAUACGCCCUUCCUUUCUUUCUCAUCAGAAUCUUCAACUAGAAAGAAAGAAAAUAAGAACACACAAUAAAAGAUCAAAAUCUUCUUUCUUUCUAAUCUAUUUUCUUUAUAACAAUGGCUGGAUCAUUAUCAAACACUAAACUUGUUCUCACUGCUCUCGCUGAUGGUAUCUCUCUAUCUAUCAACAGAUCUCGAGGUAUUACAUCAGUAUCAACACAAGCCGUUGGAUCAACUGUGGUAAAAGGUGAAAAGGUAGUGAAAAAACCAUCACCAGGAGGAGCAGUGACAGAAGUAUCUCCUUGGAUCCCUGAUGCAGUUACUGGUUAUUACAGACCUGAGAAUCAUGCUAAUGAUAUUGAUGUAGCUGAACUAAGAGACACACUCCUCAACCAGAAGACCAAUCAUCACUAGAAAGAUCUACGCCGGCUGCCAGCAAGGUCUCAUAAAUGUCAGGGACUGCUACACUUAUCCAGUAUCGAUCAUGGCAAAACUCUAUUUAGAACUUGUUGGCCGGGACCUAUAUGGGGAAGACCUACUAAAUUCUGAUCCAGUCCUUGUGAAGUUGUGCUUUGUAUAAAAAAAUAUUAAUGAAAUCUUAAACACGUAAAUGAAAUCAUAUUAAUGAUUUAAGUAUCUUGUAUAUUUUGUGAUUUCGGAACGAAUGAGUCUUGUUAA
This is a messenger RNA of Papaver somniferum (opium poppy), 747 nucleotides long. RefSeq names its product late embryogenesis abundant protein Lea5-like. The record is from RefSeq and is a predicted model, not a curated record. Gene Ontology annotation, cellular component: mitochondrion. Gene Ontology annotation, biological process: response to stress. NCBI's taxonomy places the organism in Eukaryota, Viridiplantae, Streptophyta, Magnoliopsida, Ranunculales, Papaveraceae. Bases 187 to 483 code for a protein of 98 amino acids. The transcript is spliced from 2 exons.